AAGUAGGUGACAAUGACAUGCAAGACAAGAGUCCCGGUAAUCCUGAAAAUAAUCUGGUUUCUUUCUGUGUUCAACGAUGAAGAACAACAUUUUUACAGCUGUGCUUGUGCAAUACGAUGGCUGAUGUUAUGUCAGUGAAAAGAGGAAAGAGUCCUGCUGCAGACUCUUGUUGUGUGUCUGCCCUCCCCUCGUCAACAGAAGGAGGAUCUGCUGACAAUCUGACAGAAGCUGUUUGCUGCAAGCAGUUUCACCAAGGCAGUGUCAUACAGGACAGGAUCCUUUCGAGAUGUCAAGCUCUCUGGUCGUGUGUGACGUGGAAGAAAGCCUGAGAGAAAAACUGAAAAAGUUCCGAUUUCGAAAAGAAACCAACAAUGCAGCCAUACUCAUUAAAAUAGAUAUGGCGAAACAGCUUGUCAUCCUUGAGGAGGAGUAUGAGGACAUCUCACUGGACGACCUGAGGAAUGAGCUUCCCGAGCGCCAACCCAGAUACAUUGUCUACAGCUACAAAUACACCCAUGCGGAUGGGAGAGUGUCUUAUCCCCUCUGUUUCAUUUUCUCAAGCCCAAUGGGGUGCAAGCCAGAGCAGCAGAUGAUGUACGCAGGCAGCAAGAAUCGACUGGUCCAAAUCGCAGAACUCACAAAGAUCUUUGAAACCAGGAAUGCCGACGACCUGACUGAAGAAUGGCUCAAGAACCAGCUGGCGUUUUUUCGCUGAAACUGCUUCUUCUGCAACUUUCAGACCUGCUUCUCAUUCCCUAAGCAAGAUUCUGAAUUUGACUUCCUCUUUUGUUUGUUGUGACAUUAAAACGCUCACUUACAGCAGCAGAGGUUUGGUUUCCAAGUUUUUCCUUAAUAUUGUAAUAUAGGAUUUCUGUGAGCUUCCAUGAAAAUGAUUGAGUCGUCAAGUUAAUUUACCUUAAAAUUUAAGCAGGUUAUAUAUACAUUUUUCCACUGACGAUGUUUUUCAAUUCUGUAAGUGUAAGCUAAACAUCAAACAGCUGUUCUUUGCAAGUUUUAGCCCUGAUUUUAAGCGAAACCAUGUUAAACAUAUUCAUACAUUUAUAUGAAUAUAAAAAUGUUAGAUAUAUAUUUAACACCAAUUCUUAGGUAAUUGGUGUUAGGUAAGAAUGUUUAGUAAUGACUCGAUCAGAACUGCGACACAUAAAACGAAUGAAAGUAAUCUGAAGCAUUCCUCUAAAAUAAAAUUC
Molecule: messenger RNA, 1208 nt
Organism: Xiphophorus hellerii (green swordtail)
Lineage: Eukaryota; Metazoa; Chordata; Actinopteri; Cyprinodontiformes; Poeciliidae
Gene: gmfg
Product: glia maturation factor, gamma
Exons: 8
Coding region: 287-715 (142 amino acids)
Biological process (GO): actin filament debranching; negative regulation of Arp2/3 complex-mediated actin nucleation
Cellular component (GO): cortical actin cytoskeleton
Molecular function (GO): Arp2/3 complex binding; actin binding
Source: RefSeq, a predicted model, not a curated record